Linum trigynum is the source of this 1649-nucleotide messenger RNA. The record is from the annotation of a GenBank genome assembly. NCBI's taxonomy places the organism in Eukaryota, Viridiplantae, Streptophyta, Magnoliopsida, Malpighiales, Linaceae.
ACAAAUCCCAUAACGAUGGAUCCCAAAGCUCUCCCCGUCCCGAUUCUCUUCUCCUUCCUCACCAUCUUCCUUUUCUCCUUCCUACUGAUCAUCCGCCGGUGGACCCAAAAGCGACGAUCAAAACCCAGCCCACCACCAGGCCCAUGGAGAUUACCCAUAAUAGGCCACAUCCACCAUUUGGCCGGCCGCGGCAGCACCUUACCCCACCGCCGCCUCCGAGACCUGGCCCAAACCCACGGCCCAGUGAUGCUCCUCCAGCUCGGCGAAAUCAGCCACGUGGUCAUCUCCUCCGCCGACGCCGCCAAGCAGGUCUUCAAGACCCACGACGUCGUCUUCGCGCAGCGCCCCUUCAACCUCGCCGCCAAAAUCAUCACCUACGACCGCGCCGACAUCGCCCACGCCGCCUACGGCGACUUCUGGCGGCAGCUGCGGAAGCUCUGCACCCUCGAGCUGCUCAGCCCCAAGCGGGUCCAGUCUUUCCGGCCAAUUCGCGAAGAGGAAGGCUCGAAAUUCGUCCGCCGGAUCGCCGCCGCCGGCAGCGGCGUCCCGGUCAACCUCUCGAGGCUGAUUUUCUCGCUGACGUACGGCGUGACGUCGCGGAUCGCGUUCGGGACGGUGAGGGAGGAGGAGCAGGACGAUGAGUACAUUCCGGUUGUGGAGGAAAUCAUGGCUGCGGCGGCCGGAUUCGGGGUGGCGGAUCUGUUCCCUUCAUUGAAAUGGCUGGAGAGAGUGAGCGGGAUGAAGGCCAAGCUCGAGAGGCUGCACGGGGUUCAAGACAAGCUGCUGGAGAAGAUCAUCGCCGAACAUCGGGUGAGGAGAUCGACGGCAGGGGAAAACAGGGGAACGGAACAGAGUGUGGAGGCUGCAGCAGAGGAUUUAGUGGAUGCUCUGUUGAAUCUUCAGAGAGAUGGUGACCACCUUGGAUUCAGCUUGACCAACGAUAACAUCAAAGCAGUCAUCGGGGACGUGUUCAUUGCUGGGAGUGAAACUUCGUCGACGACGGUAGAAUGGGUAAUCUCCGAGCUGAUAAGGAAUCCAACCGUGAUGAAGAAGGCACAAGAAGAGGUGAGACGGGUAUUUGGCGAAAAGGGCAGAGUAGACGAGGCAGGGCUCAAUGAGCUGAGCUAUUUGAAAUUGGUCAUCAAAGAAACCUUGAGGUUGCACACUCCAGCUCCUCUGUUGGUUCCAAGAGAGAGCAGGGAGGAGUGUGAGGUUGGUGGGUAUCAGAUACCAGUCAAAGCAACUGUGCUGGUCAAUGCGUGGGCGAUUGCAAGGGAUCCUAAUACGUGGGACGAACCUGAAGAAUUCCGUCCUGAGAGGUUUCUUGAUGGUAUGGUGGAUUACAAAGGGACUAAUUUCGAGUAUCUGCCGUUUGGGGCGGGAAGAAGGAUGUGUCCCGGGAUAGUGUUUGGUAUAGCGAAUACCGAACUACCACUUGCCAAUAUGCUUUUCUAUUUUGACUGGAAGCUUCCAAGUGGUUUGAAGGUGGAGAGACUAGAUAUGGAGGAAUCAUUUGGGGUUACGGUUCGACGAAAAAAUGACUUGGAAGUAAUUCCUAUAAUUUGUCAUUCUCCACCGACAAUUUCUUGAUCGUUAGAAUAAAGACGAGGCAAGAAGGAGCGGCCAAAUAAUGAAAAAUCUUAUACAAA